AUGACAGUACCACUGCCCGUGGAACUGUUACUCGAGAUCGCAACACUUCUGCAAAAUGACGGGAGCUCUCUAGUUCCAUGCACUUCUGUUUGUCGCUCAUGGCAGGCGGCCUUUGAGCCCCUCAUCUACUCCACCAUCGCUGUCUAUAGUGACGAUGAGCACAAAGAAAAACGGCAACGUGGAAUGUCUCUCGCAAAUUUCCAAAAACUCACAUCCGGCGAUCGUGCUAUACGGCAAACCUGGAUCCGAAAUCUAGAGUACGAUAUCCUCGUCCCCUACGAACUAUUGGACUGGACCACACGUAAAGAGUUGGGGAAUUCUAAAGGUUACUGUAUAGAAAACCCUAUCAGAAAGGCCAAUGAUCUAGCUUUUCAGACGGCUAUAGUUAGACUUUUCCAAGUGCUUCACUCACGUGACCAGAGUGCCCGCCUCAAAUUGUAUCUAUAUGUCCGAGGACGUCGAUAUAACCCUGCACCAGAACCAUAUACUCAGCACUGGGAUAUCGCUGGUGAUUAUCGUUGGGAUUACAAAAAAGGACGUAUAUUUUCAAUACCCCCAUACCGGGCGCGUUUUCUCAACAAUGGUCCAGAUCUAGCAUCUGUUCCAUGCAUUGAGAAGCUCUCUUUCCUAAACCACGAUCCCUCCUGGGACCAGCAUCAUCAAAUCUGGACUGGAGCAGUGCAAACUAUACUCCAGAGCUGUCCAAAAAUCACGGAACUAGAGGUCAAUCUCAACGAAUGGGUCCGUCCUGAUCACUUGGAGUAUAUACAAGCACGUCGUGCAGCACUAUCCUCUCUUAUCGGUUCUAUUCCAAGGAGCCUAAGGGUGCUAGACUAUGAAGGGGAGAAGGAUGGCCCGUGGAAGCCGUCCAUGUCUGCACUAAAUGUCAUCCCUUCUGGGAUUGAUAGUAUGAGCCUUAAGCUGCGAGAUCUCAGCGUUCACCUUCAGGAAUUAAAGUUGAAAAACACAGCUAUUCCGUUUGACUUCAUGUGUCCUUUAGAUGGUGAAGGCAAGCCUAACCUAGGCUCCUUACACUGGCCCCAUCUGGAGAUAUUGGAGGUUGAGUGUGUGCCACCCUGGCUUCCUUCAGGAGAAUGGACUUUCCACCACACGGCGGAGGACCAGGCCGAAAUCGACCAGAUCGACGACUGGGAAGACGAGAUAUGCGAUGUCGAGCGGGGAUGGGGCUGGCCAUCAGUGAGGAUAGAAGAAAAUUUCCAUCGACUUCUCAUAUCGCUGGGCUACGCGGCCCAACGUAUGCCCGCUUUGAAACGGAUGAAAUUCGAAGUCGAGGGCGAUUCCCAGUUUAAUCUAUAUUUUCGAAACGCCGACAAGAUCACCUUGGGAUGGGAAUGCUCCCCUGGAUAUCAGCCAGAUAGUCGGGUUACAAUGGCCUGGGGCUUUGCACUGGAUGAUCUGAAGAUUUCCUUUGCGUUCCAGGAUAUGUGUUCUGUGAUCCUUCAAAGCUGGCCGCCCAACACGCCUAUCUAG
Penicillium samsonianum is the source of this 1491-nucleotide messenger RNA. Its product is annotated as F-box protein. The coding region runs from base 1 to 1491 and encodes 496 amino acids. The record is from RefSeq and is a predicted model, not a curated record. The transcript has 3 exons. Lineage: Eukaryota; Fungi; Ascomycota; Eurotiomycetes; Eurotiales; Aspergillaceae.